UCUUCUCCAGAGUUCUUUGAUGAUUACCUUGAACUCUUUAUCAGGUUUAGAUUUCCUGUCUCCAUUUCAGUUAAUUCGUCUGCGAUUUUAUCUUGUUCACUUAUUUGGAACGUAUUCCUUCCUGCUCCAUUAUUCCUGAUUUGCUGUUUUUGUUUCUGUAUAUUUGGUAGGCUAGUUGUGUUUUCCAGCCUUAGAGAAGCAGCCUUUUUUAGAUGACCUUUGCAUGUCAGCAACACACUUUUUCUGGUCACCAGACUUACAUGCUCUAGGGAUGCUUCUUAUGUGGGCUGCAUGGGCCCUCCUGUGCCAGCUGACUACUGUGGGGCGUCUGGUUGGUUGCCAGGCCCCACCUGGUGUGCUGGCUGCUGUGGGGUGGGGUUGGGUCACGAGGCUGCGGGCUGUGUGGCCCUGGGGUCCCUUGACCUGGUGCUGGCCCACUCGUGGGUGGAGCUGAGUUCUGGAAUAGGUGGUUGCACAUAGGGAUUCCACAUCUAGUAUUGGCCUGCUGAUGGGCAGGGCUGGCUCUUGACAUGAUUGGCUGUGGGGUCAGGGAUGUCGCAAAGCUGGUGUCAGCCUAAUGGUGAGUGGGGCCAGAUCCUAGCAGCUGGUUGAGAGCACAAGCUGCUCCAGAGCUGCUGUUGGCCCACUGGUGGGUCAACAGGAUCCCCAGGCUGGUGCCUGCCCUCUGGUGGGAGAACUGGGUCCUGGGUUAGCACCAUCCUACUGGUGGGUGGAGACAGGCCUGGAGUCUCUGGUUGCAGGGCCCUGGAGGUCCUAGAGUUGGGGUCAGCCCACUGGUGGCCAGGGCCCAGGGGGCCUUGGACUGGUGCCUCCCCACUCCCCAGUGAGUGAAGCCGGCCCCCAGGCUGUUACAGGUCCACUGAUACGCGGAGCCGGGUACUGGGGAUCCUGGGCCUACUGUGAGCGUGCUGGAGUGGGGGCUGGGUCUCGGGUUCUCAGGUGGACAGGGCUAGGUCCGGGUUACCUAUGGGCUCACGGGGUCUUUAGGUGGCAGGCCUGGGGUUUACAUCCCAGCAGUAAUAAGCUGGAGAGGGAAUUCCACAGUGGCGUUGGCCAGUGCCAGUGUCCUCAUGGUGGAACAAGCGUCCCACAGUGGCCAUCACCGGUGUCCCAUGUCGUCAGGGUGAGCUCCAGUUGCCUCCUGCCUCCUCAGGAACCUCUCCAAGAUCAGCAGAUGGGUCUGACCCAGGAUUUUUUCAAAUGGCUUCUUCUGCCCUGGGUCCUGGAGUGUGUGGAGAUUUGUGUGUGCUCUUUAUUUCCCACAGCCCUGGUUCUCCUAAAACUCGCGCUGAAAGGCUCUAGCUACAGCGGAUUGCUUGAGCGACAUCAUAUUCACACCAAAAAUGUAGAGCACAUUCUUGAUAGUUUACGGAAUGAGGGAAUUGAGGUUCGUCUCGUAAAGAGGAGAGAAUAUGAUGAGGAAACUGUUCGAUGGGCAGAUGCUGUCAUAGCUGCAGGAGGGGAUGGCACAAUGCUUUUGGCAGCAAGUAAAGUCUUGGACAGACUUAAACCAGUUAUUGGUGUAAACACCGACCCAGAACGGUCUGAGGGUCAUUUAUGUCUUCCUGUUCGAUAUACGCAUUCCUUCCCAGAAGCCUUACAGAAGUUCUAUCGUGGUGAGUUCAGGUGGUUGUGGAGGCAGCGAAUUAGGUUAUAUCUUGAAGGGACUGGCAUCAACCCUGUUCCUGUGGACCUCCAUGAACAGCAGCUGAGUUUGAAUCAGCAUAGUAGAGCCUUCAACAUUGAAAGAGUUCAUGAUGAAAAGUUUGAGGCUUCUGGACCCCAGCUUUUGCCAGUGAGAGCACUAAAUGAAGUCUUCAUUGGGGAGAGUUUAUCAUCCAGAAUGUCUUAUUCUUGGGCUGUAGCAGUGGACAAUUUAAGAAGAAGUAUACCCACUCUAAAGGGACUGGCUUCCUACUACGAGAUUUCAGUUGAUGAUGGUCCAUGGGAAAAGCAGAAGAGCUCUGGGCUCAAUUUGUGUACUGGAACAGGAUCAAAGGCCUGGUCAUUCAAUAUUAACAGAGUGGCACCUCAGGCUGUGGAAGAUGUUCUAAAUAUUGCAAACCGACAAGGAAAUUUAAGUCUUCCGUUGAACAGAGAAUUGGUAGAGAAAGUAACAAACGAAUAUAAUGAAUCACUGCUCUACAGUCCAGAAGAACCAAAAAUACUUUUCAGUAUUCGAGAACCAAUAGCAAACAGAAUUUUCUCAAGCAGUCGUCAGCGUUGUUUCACCUCAAAGGUGUGUGUGCGUUCUCGGUGUUGGGAUGCAUGCAUGGUUGUGGAUGGAGGAACUUCCUUUGAGUUUAAUGACGGAGCCAUUGCUUCAAUGUUGAUCGAGAAAGAAGACGAGCUUCGAACUGUGCUUCUAGAGCAGUGAAGGAUUGCCUCAGAUGACAAUUUUGAUUGCCAGAGAAAGUUUUACUGCAGAAAACAGCCUACCAGUCAUAAAGCUAGUUUUUGGUUGGCCUUGGGCCGAAAGGUGACCAAGAAAGUGAGAUUUGCAUUAUUCUUCUGAUGGAUUCUGAUGGAAAAGAUGUUCACUAUGUAAGAAAAUGGAGGACUAAACUGAUUAGAAUUCAAAACAGUGAAAUUUUGAUACUGCUUACAAUUGGUUUCCAAGAGUGCUGGUAUCUUUAUAAAUUUAGAGAGGUAGGCUCAAAUAAAAGAUUUAAUGUUUAGGAUUUGAAAUUUAACUGUACAAGUUUUUUUUUUUUUCCCUUUUCCUCCUCACUUUGUGGAAUUGGUCAGACCAAACACAUCUCAUUUGAUUAGUAUUUUUUUAUAGUACGUAAAGAUCAAGAUUUUUUUAAAAACUUUGAUGGAGAAUUUUGAUAAAUCCUGAUAUUGACCUAAUUGAAAUAGGUAAAUGUGUUUUUAUAUAUCUGCCAAGAGUUUUCUAAUUUCAGAACACAAUAAUAUUGUUAUGACUAUUGAUUUAAAAAGUUCAAUCAUUUUUGAAAUUAUUUAUAGAUGUUUUCAUUUAAUUGACUAUCAGGUUAAUUUUGACAAUGCUGGGUGAAAUAUACAUGGACAAAAUCAUGGCACUAUUACAAAUGUAUUAAUUAGACAAUAAUUAUUUUAGGUCUUUGGUAAUUUUUUUUAAUGAUUUGAGGCUGAUAAAGUUCUUCCAUAUUUAAAACUCUCUAACAUGGAUUUAAAGACUAAAAGGAUGAACUGAUGAGGCACACUCUAUUAUGAGUUUGGUAAAACCUAUACAGAUUUUCAGCUAGCGUUAGGAGUAUUGUCAGAAAGAAAAUGGAUUGUUUAAUAAAUAUGCAAAACAUUUUAGUUUUGUAAUUGCCUUACUUAUUAUCAUGGUAGUUUUCACCUAGCUCAUAUUCCAAGUUUUACACAUUAGGUUUGGAGGAUAAAAUGUUGUGGCUUUUCUUUUUUUCCCAUUAUGACAGUUUCUUUACCUAAUGCCCAAUUUACUUAUAAAUAAUCCUAGAAUUAUCACAAAAAGUUCCUGUUGCUGCAUCAUGAGACAAUUGGUAUUCUUAUUCCAAUUAUUCAAAGUUGUAUUUUUUUUCCACUUGCUGUUAAAAAUUUGUCUUCAAUCACUGAAAUAUUUACUGAACACCGACUCUGCCAUGUACUGUGUCAGGCGCUGGAUGUACACUGGUGAUCUGAACAGCCACUAUCCUGAUAGAACUGAAUCUGGUGAGCUCAGUAGAUUCUGGGAAAACUAGGAUGUGUAAUCAAACCGAGUGCUCUUAGGUUUGGCAACAUUUAUCAUGUUCUUGUCAGAUUUUUAAAGUAAUAUUAUUAUACAAAGAUAACCUUAGGUUUUGAUGUAUAUCCAGAACAAGAAUUUGUUUUUCUUAGUUGAGAGUAACUGCAUAGAUACUACUCGCAAGGAGUUUACAUGAUGCAUACAAUAAAAAUUGGUGUUUUCCCAGAGAUGGAUGUAGUUUCUGAUUUGAUUUAAUAAUGAUAUACUUAAGAUACCACUUUAUAAAGAAGUGAAAUUCCACACUAUAGAAACUCCCUAACAGAUUUAAAAUACCUUUUUGAUAAAAAUACCAACUCCAUCUUUAAUAUCAAGGAAAUCUGAUUGUCCAAAAUGGUACAUAGAUCUGUUUAAUAUGUAACAUAUUAAUAGGUAACCUGCUAUGUAAAAUUGUUUAUAAGCCAUAUUUUAGAGGUUUAAAAACUACUUAAUGUGUUCCGUUGGUGAUAUAACCUCUAACAUUUCUGACCUGUUGUGGGAUUUAUUUGUAAGAGAUGAUGAGAGGUAAAGGUUGUUAGAAUAGCAAAAAUGUUUUUAUGAAUGAGUUCCUUUUAAUGGCAACAUGUGAAUAAAAGUAAACCAUUAUCUUUUC
Messenger RNA from Capra hircus (goat), 4343 nucleotides. RefSeq names its product NAD kinase 2, mitochondrial (gene NADK2). The transcript has 13 exons. Gene Ontology annotation, cellular component: mitochondrion. NCBI's taxonomy places the organism in Eukaryota, Metazoa, Chordata, Mammalia, Artiodactyla, Bovidae. Gene Ontology annotation, biological process: NADP+ biosynthetic process; NAD+ metabolic process. The coding region runs from base 1196 to 2398 and encodes 400 amino acids. The record is from RefSeq and is a predicted model, not a curated record. Gene Ontology annotation, molecular function: NAD+ kinase activity.